This is a messenger RNA of Aricia agestis (brown argus), 9389 nucleotides long. RefSeq lists its product as uncharacterized. Lineage: Eukaryota; Metazoa; Arthropoda; Insecta; Lepidoptera; Lycaenidae. The record is from RefSeq and is a predicted model, not a curated record. Bases 316 to 8127 code for a protein of 2603 amino acids. The transcript has 7 exons. Gene Ontology annotation, molecular function: protein binding.
GCUCGGAACGGUAGACGAGAGAGAAUCGCGACGCGUGGGUAGAGCGAGUGCAGUGUGCAGUGCGUGCGGGUCUUGUGUCGCUGAAAGCUCGCGGUACGAAGCCUCCGCCGACCGCCGACCGCGAGUGGCGGCCGCGCGACUCCGCUCCGCGUCAGUGCCGGCCCGGCCGUGCCGUAGGAAUCACGUUCCGGCAAACAUUUCGCUAUCAUUCUCCGCUGGACAGUGACAAGUCUCCGACGAUACCUCCGAUCCUGAACCGCUUGCCGAGAAGUGUUUGCGGAACUUUUCUUUUAGAGGAGAGUGCGAGGGUGGCAGAUGGAUCGAGGGCGCGCGGCGGCGGCGCUGCUCGCGUUGGCCGCGUGCAUCGCGUGCUCUACAGCAGCACCCACAUCAAGUGAAACAGCGCUCGAAAUUUCUGAAGGACCGUCCAGCGGCUGCUACUACAACUUUCAGCACUAUGGCGAGGGAGAUCGCAUCAUGACGAACGAGCCGUGCCUCAACUGCACCUGCCACAACCGGAUGCUGAUGUGCUACCUGCGGGUGUGCCCCUUCACCAAGCCCAUCGGCCAGGACUGUACCAUCGAGAAGCGGGCUGACCAGUGCUGCCCGAUCGUCACGUGCCCAGACGUUCCAGUUGACCUGCUCACAUCUACGUCGACAUCUUCGCCAGCUGAAUAUGGAGCAACUGGACUCGGCAAACUCGACAAGUACGGAUGCAGUAUAAACGGAAAAUACUUCCCCGAGGGUUCGAAGGUUCCGCCGUCGCCGAACAAGCCAUGCGAACAUUGCUAUUGUAUUCGAAAUAUGACAACGUGCGUCAUGCAAGAAUGUACUCUUCACGUUGAUGGCUGCACUCCGAUAUACCACAAAGACGUGUGCUGUCCAGUGCGAUAUUCUUGCGAUCAUCCUGAAGAUGAAAUACCGCUUUUGGAUGACAUGACUACAACGAUAAGGCCGACACCAGGAUUUUUGUUAACCACUACAACAAUGAUGCCUGUAACACAGCCUUCUCAAAAUUGUGUACACGACGAUCAAAUCGUUCCAGACGGUGCUCUUAUUAAAACUGAAAAAGCAUGUGAACACUGCUAUUGCAUGAAAGGCGAUAUUGUUUGCGUAGUUCAAGAAUGUGGUACACCAAUGGAAAAUGAAGGCAAAAAUUGUACAUCAUUACCGCCUCGUCAAGGACAAUGUUGUCCUGAUACUUACAUUUGCGAAGGAGACGAAGCCAGUACUGAAGAAACUACAGAAAUGCAAGAAAUAACGACUAGUCCUCCCAGAAGAUAUAGCGUAGAAGGCAGUGGAUAUAGAUUAGAACCGGAUGAAGCGUACACUGAAAUACCAUCAUUUGUAACAGAAGAAGAAGGCAGCGGAGAAGAACAUUUCAGUACUGUACCUGUCACAGACAAAUCAUUUGAAAAACCAACUCAAACAAAGGGAACUUCAACGACAUUUGAUGUUACAUACGAAACGAGUACAGAAAUUGAGCCAGUCACGAACAUUCCAGCGUUCGAAGAUUCUGAAAAACAUAAAGAUCAAGUAACUACUGAAGCAAUUCCUACUAUAAAAGAAGAAGAACAAGUCACUACAUCUCCCAAAGAGUAUGCAACAAGUGUAAAGGAAGAAGAUAAUUUGACAACUAAUACUUUUGAUACCUUGCCAGAAGAGAUUUUAACUACUGAAACACCCACGUUACAGGAUGUGGUUACAACUAAAGUGGAAAAAACAACUAGAGCGGAAGAUAUGUUAGAUGAAGCCACACUCAAAGAAGAUGAUUUAGUGCCUGAAAAGGAACACAAAGUACCAUUAGACGAGUAUACAUCCACUACUCCGGUAAUUGUCCAAGAUGAAAAGACAACUCAAUCACAAGAAUAUACUACCUUAUCAUCAGUAGAUAAAUUACAUACGGAUGAAAUCGUUACACCUGAAAUUGAGACGCAGACAUUAAUUGAUGAAAUAGCUUCUGACAUAUAUACCACUACACCUAAAGAAAAGUUCGAUGUGCUUGAAACUACGUCAAUAAACCCAGUUGAAAAUGAAAUAAACGAAUCAGACUUACCGAUUUAUUCUCCAGGAAGAAUACCUGGAGAAGGCGAUUGUCUUCUCAAUACGGUAACAUACCAAAAUAAUUCGGUUGUACCAAGCACUAAUAACUGUCACACGAGUUGCAAAUGCAUCAGUAGUAUCAUAAAAUGCGAGCCUAUAGUUUGUAGCGCGCCACCUGAAUAUAUGAAUGAUUGCCAACCAAUUUAUGAUUCGCCAGAUUCCUGCUGCCCAACAUAUGUUUGCAGUACAAAGGAAACAACUCCACCAGAAUCACACAACCAGAUGUCAGAAUCAGAAAGUCCUAAACCUAUUCUAGCCAUUGAAUGCAGUUCUCCAGAUUGUAAAUCAGUGGAAGACAAGUUUGCAGCUCUUGAUUGUUCUAAUAAUGAAUGUGUACCUAAAGAUAAGGUUCAAAGUCAGGAUACACCAAUUUCUUGUGAUGAUGAAAACUGUAAAGUAGAUUCGUUACCUCAAACUCAUCCCGACUUACAUCAUGAUGCACCUGUAGAAUGUUCUGCAGAAAAUGGAUGCACUAAGCCUAAAGAUACACAAACAGGAAAUGACUGCCUUGACGGAAACUGUAAAGUAGAACCAGCUCCUGAAUGUACUGGGUCCGAUUGUAAUCUUGAAAUAACGAAAGACACUACACAUAAAGAAUCAGUCGCUACAACUCCUGAGUAUUCUGCAAAUGAACUGACAGUAAAACCAGAUACUACAGAUAAAAUUGAAACACAAACCGAAUCUGAAAACAAAUUUGAUUUAUCCACUCAGGGUUUGAAUAUUGAAAGUCAACCUACUGGGGAAUAUAUAACGGUACCUACACUAUCAAGUACUGAAAUACCUCAGACCGAAACCUCACAAUCAGGAGAUAUUGUAACCGCUAGUCAUGAAGUAACUCAUCCACCAGACUAUUAUACAACUCAUGUUGACACAAUUUAUACAGAACCAAGUGCAGUUGGUGAAACUGAAUCUGAUGUAUCCAAACAACAGCAAAGUACUUCGGAACCAAUAACAUCCGAGUUCGAUGAUAGCUACAAAGACGUUUCUCAAGGUACCUCUGACCAAACAACUGCACGAACAAAUGAACAAGCUGUAACCGAAGGUGAAACUGUAACAGUCGGUUCAUACGAAACAAAACUUGUUGAACCAGUUACAGAAGAAAUAAGCGUAACAUAUUCUCAAGAACCGAAUAAAGAACCAAUUACUCCAGCAGUUGGACAGGUUACCGAAAUCAAUGAAGAUGCCACCAAACUUCCUACAGAGAGCACACAUGACGCAACAGAAAGCAUUCUCAAGGAAACUGCAACUAGUCAAGAACCAGUACAAUCAGAAGUUGUACAAGAAGAUACUGAUAUGCCUGACAUAAUUGGCCCAACUAUUUCUGGAAGUACGAUAACUGAAACAAUUGAAAGUAGUACAUUAUCAUAUUCUAAGGCCACUGAAAGUGAGCACAAAUUAAUUACCAAAUUAGAUGAGCACUAUACUGAAACUCCAAGUUCACUUGGAUAUGAAGACAAAGCUACAGAAACAGUAUCGGUUAUAACAGAAUCGAAUGUAAAAAUAACGGAUGCUGAAGUUACAGAAUCUGGCGAAUAUAAACCAGUUCCUGAUGAAACUAAAGAUAAAAUAACUGAUGUACCAGAAAUACAUACUGAAUUGCCUAUGACAGAGGUGACUAAAUUAACCAAACCGAGAUUGGAUACUACAACAUCACCCGAUGUUACAGAAUCUGAUCAAGAUCAUGUAACUGUAAGAAUUGAAGAACAAACUGAAACAUCUCCAGUUGAACAUAAAGAAGUCACUACUGAAUCUAUAAGUACGGAUGCUAAUAUUAUUCAGCAACAACAAACAACUGAGCAACAAUUAGAUUUGGUAACAUCGGCUAUAUUACGUGACAGGGAAAGCGAAAACGCAAUAACGGUGGAGGUUCCUACUGAGAGAAUAGUGGGAGGUGAUGUAACAAUGACAGAAUUAUUAGAAGGGGUACAAGAAACAUAUACUAGUGUACCUGAAAUUAAGAUAACAAAAAUUAGUACUAGUUCACAGUCUGGAUAUAAUUAUCAAUCGACAUCUCCAAGGUUCGACGAAAAGGUUGAAACAACUGCUCGUCCCAUUGAUGAAGAAUUAAUAAACAUAACUACCGAAAGAGAACCAGAUGUCACAUCUGAAACGAUAGCUUCUGAUAUCACAGAGAAAGAACAGCAAGAAGUAGGCACCACAAGGCCCCAGGAAAAUGUACCAAUGAUACAAGAUACUAAACAUGAAUAUUAUACAACAGAAACUAGUUACCAAGCUUCAUCUCAAGCAACUACUUAUGAAGAUUUAUCAGAUAAACUAGACGUUACGACAGUAUCCCCAAUUCACGUAGAAGAAACUGCAACGACACAAAAGCAGGAAGAGCUUUCAAGUACCGAGCGAGUUACCUCUGAGAUAAAUAAGGAUGACGAACAGCAGGUACCUGUUGCCACUACCUCCUAUCAUGAGGCCACUACGGAUGUAGUGUCUGUAACUGAUACAAUGUCACCCACGUACAGCUCUGAAGCUGAACAACCAUCUAUGAAUACUCAGCAAGAAACAGAUGUUAAAUCAGAAACUACUGAAGCCAACAUAAAAUAUGAAGACACACAUACUACAGAAUCAGAAAUAAAGGUGAAUGUGGACUUAGAAGAUACACUUGGCCCGAGUACUGUAUCUCAAGGUUAUGAUGUGGAACCACAUACUGAAAGUAUUAAACCUGAUAUACCAACAAAAGAAGAAACUUACACGGUAAUUCCAAGUGACACUGAAACAGAAAAACCAUCCAAAGAAAUGGAAAUGGAACAAGAAAAGAUCACAGAAAUAUCCGAACCAGUAACUGUAAUUCCAGAAAAGGCGGAGACCACCAUUGGCAUCAAAAAAAUUGGUAGUGAAACAAAAUCUCCUGAAACAUACACGACAUCGAUACGAGAUAUUGUCUUUGAUACUUCUACAGUUGUUUCAGAUGUAAGUGAGUACGAAACAAAGGAAUUAGUAACUGAAGCGCCUUUUAUUUCGACUACUCCUAAAGCCAUUGAUACCAACGUAGAAAUUACUACAGUUAAGGAAGUUGGAGAAGAAGCUGAUAUUGAACAACAUACUGAAGCUGGCUCUGGUGAGGAGGACAUUGUCACAAGUUCACCUACGCCUACAAGUGGAAUACAAGAUAAUGAAUUGAAACAAGAUAUUUCUACUUCAGAAAUAUUUACUCCAUCAUCAGCUACGGAAAUACCUAUAGAGGUUACACAAACUUCUAAAGAACAUAAAGAAACUACACCUGCAACAUUCGAAAGUUCCACGCUAAGUUAUGUUGAAACACAAAAAGAUACCUCUUCACCUUCUGAAAUAGAGUCGGCAACAGUCACAAGAGACGUUCAUGAUGAAAGCACGGAAAUAAUGCCAAGUAUUGAUGAAAGUACUUUACAAACAAGACAACCUGAAGAAUUAGAACCAGAGGUUAGUACUGAAAAGAUUGUUAAAGAAAGCACUGAGCCACAGCCAGAACGUAAUGACCAAGAAAGUGAAAGACCUCUAGAAGUGUCUACGCCUACUUCAAUUCAUGAGGAAAUAUCUACUCCUCAGUCAGCAUUAUCACUAGUUACUGAUGAAUCUGAUAAGAAAUACAUAAAGCCUCAUACUGACCUUACUUCAACAAUUCCUGUACAAGAUAAGGACACAUUUACAACAGAAACUUCAUUCGUUGAUCAAGGGCUAUCUAGCACUGAAAAAUUAGCCACAAAACCACAAGAAAUAUUAACUACCAUUCAACAAGAACCUUUAGAACAUGAAGAACAAACUACUUCGUCGGGCGAGAAACUAUAUAGCCCUGACUUAAGUACAUAUCCUGAAGUUAUAUCUGAAUAUCCAGAAAGGACAACAGUCGUACAAAUUACAGAUAAGGAAAAAGAAAUAGCUCAAUCACCUAUUACAGAAGUGUCUCAAACAAUACUACCAGAAACUACAUACGAAAGCCACCCAGUAACACAAGAAUCUACAGCUAGCCAAAUAUUAUUCGAUACGACAACACAAAAAUUACUGGAAACAGAAACAGAAAAGGAAGAUACUCUUGAGAAAACGACAAAAUCACCGACAGAUUAUGAGGAUAAAUACGAUACCGAAACUACCGUAUUAGACAGAGAAAAAGAAAAACAAUCGACUACGAAAGAGACCGUACCAAACGUUAGUGAUUAUGGAACAACACAACCGGUAGAAAUCUACAGUGAAAAAGAGGAUAUUGUCACUAAACUCCCGAGUGAUUUUACAGAUAAACAAACAACAGAGCAAACAGAAAAGGUGCCAGACACACAAGAAGCAACAAGUGUAUCACCAGACACAAUAAGCGAUAAGGAUAGUGAAAGUCAAUUACCAACUGAACAAUCGAUACCAAGCAUAGACCAGCAUGAUGUUACUACAGCACUUCCGACAGAAAAGGUAACCGAAAAAGAAACCGGUGCCGAGGAAUCAACCAAUGCGGAGGUACCUACAGUACCGGUUGAGGAACAAACAGAAAAAGAAAUUUUGAGGGAACCUAAUAAGGACAUUCUUGAAACUACAACAUUUGUGGCAAUUGACAAACAAGAGGGUGCUGAAGUUACCUCAGUAACAGAAGAGUCUACCGAAACUAGCUCCUACGAAAGAACGACUCUUAAAUCACCUCAGGAAGACACUGAACAUGAAACUGUAACUCAACAAACAACGCAAGAAGAGAUCUUAUCCCAACCGACAACGUUGCGAUUACCAGAAAAAGAAACUGAAAAAGAAACUGAGUCUGGCGUUCAGUUGAUUGACACAACUUCAGACACAUUAUUCACGACAUUAAGUGCAUCGUCUUCAACACCAACUAGUAAAUUACCUGAACCUACAGAUGACACACAAAAAGUAACCGAACCAGCAAUGGAAUAUAGUGAAACAACUCCAUACCUUAUAGAACUUCAAGAGCAUACUCAUCAAUCAACUGAUGAAUUGUCUUCAAAAAUGCCAACUGAGGGAGAAUCGACAACAGAACAAUACAUUUCUGAACACCCAGACCGUGGAGAUAUUCCUCAUAAAGAUUAUGAUGAGAACGUUACGCCGACUAGCCCCAAUGAAAGUAUGGACGUGACUACACCUAAAGAGAAUAAAUCAACUACUACAACCAAAGUUAUGCACGAUGAAACACCUACUGAGGCUGAAGUAACAACGGCGCAAUCUCCAUCAGAAAUACCUAAAGAAGAAGACAGGUACACUAUCUCACCAAUUGAAACAGAAAAACCAUUAACGACGCCUGAGAUUGAAGCUCAUACAGAAAAACACAUACCUGGUGAUUACGAAUCUCAUAAACCUGACGUUUCUGAAGAUGUCACAAUGCCAACAGAGGAAGCUGUUAAGGAAACCAUGUCUCCUGUGUUUACUAAGCCUACCGAAGAAUCUAUAGUCCACACUGAUGAUUUAUAUAAACACGAAGAAAAACCAAUCGAAGGUACAGAAGUUUCUAAGCCAGAAUUGAACAAACCUUCUGAUGAUCUUCCGUCUCCAGACUUUCCCCCCAGUGGAGCCGGUGGAUACGGACAAGAACCCGAUUACGGAGAUAGUGAAGACCAAGCCUUUGGACCAGGAACUUGUCGAUACGGUGGAAAAGUAUAUGUUUCAGCUCAACAAAUACCAAGAGAUGAUCCUUGUGAUUUCUGUUUCUGCUUUAGAAGUGAUAUCAUAUGCUUACAACAAAGUUGCCCACCUCCAAUUCACGGCUGCCACGAAGAACCUAUACAAGGCUUCUGCUGUCCACGCUACGAGUGUCCAGUGUCCAUGGCGACCACUCUCAAUGUCACUACAACUACUACCACCACUACUACAACACUACCUCCUCAUUUCUUACCGCAUGCUUACAAGGGUGCGGCACAAAGAAGAGGUUGUCAAAUUAAGGGUCACACAUAUAAGGUCGGAGAAGUAGUACGAGCUUCGUCAGGGCCGUGCUUACACUGCACUUGUGGAGGGGACGGACAAAUGAAAUGUGAUCCUAAAGCGUGCACGCCGGAGCCCAUGCUGAGGCAAAUGAUCGCCGCCGCGGUGUCUGCGAAGAGACGAAGGUGAAAUACCUUCGAAGAGAAGUCAAAUUAGUACAGCAUAUCAUCACAAGAAUAAAAGUCUAUGUGAUGGUAACAUUCAUGUAUUCUUUUAUGCACAAGAAAAUGCUCAAAUUUCGCGAUAAAUUAGAUUAAGGUUUCGUGUCAUAUAAUAAUGCUACUAGUAUUUUUUUUAGUUUUCAUAGUGUCAUGGCACGCACAACUCAUAUCUAUGAAAAAACCAUGACUGUGAUUGAAAUUUUAUUUAAUAUUUUUGAGUCAAGAUAUUAUAAUGAGCAAUUAAUUGUUUGUUUACAAAAGUUAGUGCCAAACGAUAGAACUAAGUGUUUAUGCAGGUAAAGAAAGACAUUCUAAAUUUUAUUCUUAAAAAUAUUUUUUGUAUAAUAUUUUUACUUUGAUGACCGAACGGAGCUAAUUAAUGUUUCGAGCUUCAGGGUCAGCUUAGAUCGCCGAAAUCUUGACCAUUUAUAACAUUAUUAUUAUACUUAAUUAAUUGUUUUACCGAUAUAAGCUUAGUCAAAUAUUUUAUGCUUACACGAUGUUACAUGCGAUCAAUCUAGUAUCGUGUAAGUAUGAAAUUAAAUAAGAAACUCAGAUGUUGUAAAUGCCUUAUAUUAAUUUGUAAUAAUUUAUAUAUUUUAGGUGUAUAGUACUUAAGCCAUGUUUUGAGACCAGUGACUAUUUUAAUUUAGGAAUAAAAGGCCCUUUACAUGAAACAGAAAAGUACCAGUCGACGUGUCGGCGUAUAGCGGAGCCUCGGCUGCUACUUUUCCUCAUCCGACCUUAGAGAAAACGACACGACGUCAAUCUUGUUUUCUUUAAUCUUGGAAAAGUACAAUUUACACUAGCACUUAAAGUGAACGCGGCCGACUGCUGUUUUAGGAAAAACUUUUAUGAUGUAUCAAAACGUCGGAGACCUUUUGUAACUUUUGAUACGAACGUGCUGGUAGACUCUAGAACAGACGACAGGUCGAGGUCGGUACAGAGGCGUCGCGUCGCGCGCCGUUGCGGCCGGCGACGCGCAGAGGGGCCGGCCGCAUUAGUUUGUACAGACCUCCUCCUGAUUUGUAGUUAUAUUAUACCUCUAUUUAUUUAAAGUUAUAGCAAUAGUGAUAAAUAUUUGUUUAUACCGGUGAUAAAUUGUAGUUCCAGCCGAUACGAUGUUACAAAACGACACACGAAAUAAUGUCCAUUAAAUUUAUUUCCUCUCGUGUUUAUUUCAAUUAACUAAAAUAGUUUUAAUACCUGGCUCUACAUAAAACUGUCAAA